Entrophospora sp. SA101 is the source of this 165-nucleotide messenger RNA. Lineage: Eukaryota; Fungi; Glomeromycota; Glomeromycetes; Entrophosporales; Entrophosporaceae. The record is from the annotation of a GenBank genome assembly.
AUGUCAAUUUUACCAAUUACUUCACCAAGGAAUUCGUUUAAUGAGGAUGUUUAUCCAUACAAGCGAAGAUCUAGUUAUUGGACAGCAUCUAUUCCUAUAUUUUUAAGACGUUUAUUUAGAUUUCCACAGAUGAUCAUCAAAUUAGAAGUGGAAGUGGAAGAUUAA